Syngnathus acus (greater pipefish) is the source of this 769-nucleotide messenger RNA. Its product is annotated as CD59 glycoprotein-like. The record is from RefSeq and is a predicted model, not a curated record. Bases 312 to 749 code for a protein of 145 amino acids. Lineage: Eukaryota; Metazoa; Chordata; Actinopteri; Syngnathiformes; Syngnathidae. The transcript has 6 exons.
CGUCUCCUGGCACAGGAGCAGGUUCUCGUGGCACCUGUACGGGUUCUGCCUCAGCCAGUGUCCGUGGCGCAUCUGGAAGGGGUUCUCGGCUGUUUGGUGGUACUCUGGUGGCGGGGAGAACCAGCAAGAUUGCAAUGUGUCCGACGGCAGCUUGAGUGAGGAAUGGAAGGAGGCGGAGUCAUCGCGAGAUUUUACGACAGUUAACAAAAUGAGCAAAAUAUAUCGUCAUGAGUGUCUGACAGACGCAUAUUUGCUCUUAGUAUGCCGGCACACAUGGGCGGACGCAUCUUGCUUAAGGCGAUUCGCCAGUAAUGACCCUGAACCCUGGUGGAGUGCACACAACCGUGGGCGGACAGAUUGGCCGAGCAAAUACAUGCGGCUAUAAAAAGAGACCUCACGUCAGCGAGGGCAUUGCUUUUACCGGCAGAGACCAACAAGUCUGCGAGGCGACGCUGAACGUUAACAUGAAGUCGCUAGUGUUAGCUUUAAGCAUCAUGCUGCUGUUAGCCGCAGGCGAAGCGCUCAUCUGCCAUCGUUGCGUGCCAAGACAAGCCGGCGAGAACUGCGAGCUCACAGAGGAGGCAUGCAAACCAGAGAAAGAUAGCUGCGCCGCCGCCAAGUUCCAAACAUUGCCAUUUGGCCAAUACCAGAAGUGCAUGGCCUUGUCUGACUGCCAGAUGCUCCAGAGGAACAGUUUCAUCCAGAUAAAGUGCUGCGGAAGCGACCUGUGCAACACGUUUGAUGAAUAAACAAGCAAUUUGUUAUUUUU